UAAAUGGACAAUUGUUACACCUUCUGUGAUUGUAUGGGAAAUUGCAGUGGGAGUGUGGGGUGCAGUUGGGAGUGGGGAAGGAGUUGACCAUGGUGUCCUGGAGGGAAUGGUUCCUGUGAAAUACCGACAAGGGGAGGAAGGAGAAUAUAUGUCUGGUGGUGACAUGUGGCUGGGGGUGGUGGAAAUGGCGCCUUAUGAUACUUUGUAUACGGGUGUAGGUGGGUGGUAACUGAGGACGAGGGUGAUCUUAUCGCUAUUGUGAAAGGGAAGGGAAGGGCUGAGGGCAGAAGUGCAGGAACUGGAUCAGACACAGCUAAGGGACCUGUUAAUCCCAGUGGUGGGGAAUCAUAUGUAGAGGAAAGGGUGGGAAUUUCUGCAGAAGGUGGCAUCAUCAGAACAGAUGCAAUGGAAAUGGAGAAACUGGGAGAAUUUGAUGGAGUCCUUACAGGAGGUAGGAUGUGAGGAUGUAACCUCCAGGUAACUGUGGGAGCCGCUUGACUUUUAGUGGAUAUUGGUGCCAGCCUAUCCCCAGGAAUGUAAACAGAGAUGUCGAGGCAGGGAAGGGAGGAGUCAGAGAUGGACCAGAUGAAGGUGAGAGCAUGGUGGAAAUUGGAAGUAAAAUUGAUAAAUUUUCCCAAUUCUAAACGAGAGAAGGAAGCAGCACCAAAGAUGUCAUCGAUUUACCGGAGAAAGAGUUCUGGGGAAUGACCCAAGCAGGACUAGAACAAAGAAUGUUCCACAGACCCACAGAGACAGGCAUAACUAGGACCCACCUAUCCACUCACUCCUCCUCCUUCCCUGCCCACUGUGGUCAGAAUAAAUACCACCUUUUCCUAGCUACUGUCAGUUCUGAACAAAGAUCACUGGACUUGAAAUGUUAACUCUGCUUUCUGUUCAUAGAUGUUGCCAGAUCUGCUGAGUUUCUCGAACAAAUUUGUUUUUGUUUCAGAUAAUCUGUGCUUGCUAGAGUGAGGUUAUUCCUCGCACUGUUUCUAGAGAAAUUCUCUCAUUCAGUGACAUGUUCCUACCCAAGCUCAGUAGGUGAGGGAAUUGAUCAACGUUUCCUCUAAGCUGCACGUGCAUAGCGGCUCCAACCUUCUGAGCAUGGCAGUCAGCACCAGCAUGUCUUGUCACAUCCUUAUCUUGCCAACUCCACUCUCUCCUGGUAACUCUUUCUGGGUAACUGCCUGUCCUGCAAUCUCUGUAGUUUAAAUGGACUUUGGUCCAGUGUUGAUCGAGUGCUGUUCUCUCUGUUGGUGUCUACAGAUUCUCCUGAUAAGUUCAUCCUUGUGAGAAAGCACUGAGUUUCUAACCCAGGGAGACUGGAAACACGUAUUUCUGAAAUGAACUCAGGGCCAUCAACACAUGACUGACCUGUUCGGGUAUCUCUGCAGGGAUUUGGUUUAAGUAAAAGUUCAGCGCUCAAUGUGAAUCAAUUGUUGUCAUCUUGCUUUCUCCCCUUUCAUCUCCAGGUCAGAAGGAACAGCAACAAAUGAUUGGCUUUCUCCUGAGUUGUGGAAAUGUUUGUGAAAGAUCAUUCUGUUCUGAUUUGUUGCUGUGAUGUUCUCACAAAAUGGAUGAAGUGGCAAGUUGGAAUGAUCCUAGAAAUUGUGGCUGGAAUCCCAACGGAGAAAUUGGUGGAAGCUCAUGGAACAUUCGCCACAGCAACGUGUACUGUGUGCAUGGAGAACUUCUCCUGGGAACAGCUGAGGGGAGAUGUCAUGGAAAGGAAGGUGCCUCACUGCCCUUCCUGCUUUGGGGUCAUUAAACCCGACAUUAUCUUUUUCGGGGAACAGCUGCCUGUAAAGUUCCACCAGUACAUCAUUGAUUUGCCUUUGGCAGACCUGCUCAUCAUCCUGGGGACAUCACUUGAGGUGGAGCCAUUUGCAAGUUUGUCGGAGAUGGUGAGGGAAUCUGUUCCUCGUGUCCUCUUCAACCAAGAUUUGGUGGGAUCAGUCACUCGGAAUCCACUGAGAACCAAUGAUGUUGUGGAACUGGGAGAUAUUGUAACAGGAGUGAAGAAAUUUUCCGAGAUGUUGGGAUGGCAUGAGGAAGUGAAUAACCUGCUCGCUACAGAGCAUGAAAAGCUGGACAGGGAUAUCAUUCAGCAUUCAGAGUGAAUUGAUGCCUUGUGAAGAGGAUUCCCUUACAAGCUCUUUGAAAUAAAAUAAUCCUGGAAUUUUGAAGUUUUUAUUAUGAAUUCAGCUUCUCUGCAGAGUAAGAUCCAGAAAUUGCCUACUUCUGAGUAUUUUCUAUAGACACUUCUUGGAAUUGAUUAAAUCCCUUCAGUCUUAACUGAACGUUUGGAAAGUCUGAGGCCAAGAUCAGUAAGGCAGGAAGUAGCAGAAUGGAAUUGAGAUCCCUCUUAGAUUUCGACCUCAAAGUAAAUUUAAAAAAAGUCUGUAAAUAAACCAUUGGAUUCCAGCUGAUCAGA
This is a messenger RNA of Rhincodon typus (whale shark), 2434 nucleotides long. RefSeq names its product sirtuin 3 (gene sirt3). The record is from RefSeq and is a predicted model, not a curated record. The coding region runs from base 1521 to 2120 and encodes 199 amino acids. Gene Ontology annotation, molecular function: NAD+ binding. The transcript has 6 exons. NCBI's taxonomy places the organism in Eukaryota, Metazoa, Chordata, Chondrichthyes, Orectolobiformes, Rhincodontidae.